Eublepharis macularius is the source of this 1387-nucleotide messenger RNA. It is a transcript of the gene UBE2D1, whose product is annotated as ubiquitin conjugating enzyme E2 D1. The record is from RefSeq and is a predicted model, not a curated record. Gene Ontology annotation, biological process: protein polyubiquitination; ubiquitin-dependent protein catabolic process. Gene Ontology annotation, cellular component: nucleus. Lineage: Eukaryota; Metazoa; Chordata; Lepidosauria; Squamata; Eublepharidae. The transcript has 7 exons. Gene Ontology annotation, molecular function: ubiquitin conjugating enzyme activity. Bases 146 to 589 code for a protein of 147 amino acids.
UCGGGAGCGAAGAAGCGCCGCGGCUCCGGCCUUAACACGCCCCGCGAGAGCCCGGCCCCCUCCUGGAGCAGCCAACGCCGCCGCCUCCUCUUCCUCCCCCCCUCGCAGCCUCCCUCCGCCGGCCCGCCCGCAUCCCCGGCUCCCCAUGGCGCUGAAGCGGAUACAGAAGGAGCUAAGUGAUCUGCAGCGUGACCCACCUGCACACUGUUCAGCAGGACCUGUUGGAGAUGACUUGUUCCACUGGCAGGCAACUAUUAUGGGACCUCCUGACAGUGCAUAUCAAGGGGGUGUCUUUUUUCUCACUGUACAUUUUCCAACAGACUACCCAUUCAAACCACCAAAGAUUGCAUUCACAACAAAAAUAUAUCAUCCAAACAUAAAUAGUAAUGGGAGUAUUUGUCUUGAUAUCCUGAGGUCACAGUGGUCACCUGCUCUGACUGUAUCUAAAGUUCUCUUGUCCAUAUGCUCUUUACUUUGUGAUCCUAAUCCAGAUGACCCUUUAGUACCAGAUAUUGCACAAAUCUACAAGUCAGACAAGGAAAAAUAUAACAGACAUGCAAGAGAAUGGACACAGAAAUAUGCAAUGUAAACUUUGAAGACUUUUUCAUAUAUACCAGAGUACUGUAAAUUCUAGGGUUUUUUCAAAAUUAGAAGUAAGUGGAGCACAGUUUACUGUUUCAGUGUACCAUGAGGCCCUUUUUGAUUUUCACCCAUAUAAGUGUGUUUCUGGAACAAGGAAAUAACUACGAAAUUAACCUGAAGACUGUGAUGAGAGUAUUUAUCCUUUUUGUAUGCUUUGCAAAAGACAUUUAUUAUGUUUUUUAAAGAUACUUGGACAUCUGCAUCUCCAGCCUACAAGAUCCAUAAUGCAGUUGUAGAGCAACCAAAUUAUUUUUGCUGAAAAACUAGGUGUUACAUGAAAUAUUCUGUGUGUCUUUGAGAUGUUGGUCCUGUAAGUCUGUUUGAAUUUCAUUCGUUGUUAGUUCAUUGUAUAAUUUGUAUUUUUUUACUGUAUAGACUAUAUUUUAUUUACCAUGCAAGUCAACUCACUUUAGACUUUCUGCACAGUAUUGACAAAAUACAACUGCUAUUAAAUGAGAGAAGUUUUCCUUCCCAAAGGAAUAUUCUGUAAACUGAUAGACUUAAAACAAACUUUGCACUCUAAUUCUCAGUAUGCUAAUUACGGGAAAACACUUGGUUUUGAUUCUGUUGCAUACUUAAUUUUAUUGCAAUGUGAACUAAUUGCACUGCUCUGUAGAAAGAAAUGUAACUAAUUUUGUUCUAUUCACAGCUGACUUUUUUAUCCUACAUGGGCAAUAUAAUCUCUGACCUUUUAACAAAUUGACUUGAAGCUUUUCCAUAUAAAUAAAAUGUGUUUUUUACUACU